GUUUGUGUUGGGUGUUUGGUGUGUUGUACUUGACUCAGGAACGACGUCAUGUCUGGUCGCGGCAAGCAGGGAGGCAAGGCCAGAGCCAAGGCCAAGUCUCGUUCUUCCCGAGCCGGACUCCAGUUCCCGGUCGGUCGUGUUCACCGCCUCCUGCGGAAAGGUAACUACGCCGAGCGGGUGGGCGCCGGCGCUCCCGUCUACUUGGCGGCGGUGCUGGAAUAUCUCACGGCGGAAAUCCUGGAGUUGGCCGGCAACGCUGCUCGGGACAACAAGAAGACCCGUAUUAUCCCCCGCCAUCUGCAGCUGGCCAUUCGCAACGACGAAGAGCUCAACAAACUCCUGGGCAAAGUGACGAUCGCUCAAGGGGGCGUGUUGCCCAAUAUCCAGGCGGUCCUCUUGCCCAAGAAGACGGAAAGCCAUAAAGCGAAAGGAAAAUAGAAGCUGCUGUGAAGAAAGAACAUUGAAUUUCAAACCCAAAGGCUCUUUUCAGAGCCACCUACAAUUUCAAGUAAGGAGCGGAGUCUAGAGUAUCGAAUAAGUGUUUCCUUUUCAGAUCCAAAGCAUAUCCUCGGAGCUGGCACUUCCCUGGCCCAGGGCUUACUACAUAUUUGGCAAAUAUUGAUCUAGAUCUAGAAAAACCACCUGUUCUGCAGAAGGCUUCGGCUGUCACAUUCCAAACCCUCUACCGCUUAGCAAGUAUAAAAGGGUUCGGAUAUGGAGGUAAUCUUAACCAAUCGCCGUGUCCGGCGGAAUUAUUCAGACGUAUUCCUUCGGGGAACCUCUUAAUCUAAAAUUCUGGUCCGUAACUCACCAAGGGACACUUAACCGUAGAACCCCUUUUUUCAGUAUUAAAUCCAUUUUUAAAAAUAAACCGCUGUUGAGAUGA
This is a messenger RNA of Crotalus tigris (Tiger rattlesnake), 886 nucleotides long. Its product is annotated as histone H2A type 2-C. Lineage: Eukaryota; Metazoa; Chordata; Lepidosauria; Squamata; Viperidae. Bases 49 to 438 code for a protein of 129 amino acids. Gene Ontology annotation, molecular function: protein heterodimerization activity; structural constituent of chromatin; DNA binding. The transcript has a single exon. Gene Ontology annotation, cellular component: nucleosome. The record is from RefSeq and is a predicted model, not a curated record.